Dentiscutata heterogama is the source of this 702-nucleotide messenger RNA. The record is from the annotation of a GenBank genome assembly. Lineage: Eukaryota; Fungi; Glomeromycota; Glomeromycetes; Diversisporales; Gigasporaceae.
AUGAAAGCUAAGUGGGCAAAAAUUCCCUGCUUUUACAUUAUUAAAGCUUCAAGGAAAUCAAUUGGAAUGACCGGGGCCACCACCGAAUUUGAGAACGAGGUCAAAAAACUUAAUGAUUACAUCAGAAUCCCAGGUUACAGACGCUCUUUACCUUCUAGAAGGUGGGAUCCAAUACUGGCAAUUACAGGGUUUCAUCAUUAUCUCGAUGCAAAAAGAUUUCAAAUUCACGUUGAUAAUUCAUUCAGAGUGGAUAAUAUUUCUAAAGAUUUUUAUAAAGUUAAACAUCUUAAAGAAAAUUUAUUAAUAAGACCCUGUAUAUUAAAAAGAAUUAUUUGUGCGAGAAAUGUAUUUAGGAGAUUUUUCACUGAAAACCUUCCAAAAGAAAAUCCAAAAAUUUUUAAACAAUGGAAAUUACACUGGUCGAAAGAAUUAAAUCAAGAUAUGGUUAAAGAGUUGGCUUUUGGUUGGGACAUUGAAGAUUUUAAAAAUGAUAUAGUGCUAAGUGGUGACAAUAAUAUCAUAGAUAGACCUAAAAAGAAUUAUUCCAUUGAACAUAUUAAAUUAGAAUUUGAUGAUUUUUUACCUUGGAGGGAAAUUUUAGAUGAAUGGAGAAUAUUGAAAGAAGAAAGAAAAACUUUGGGACUAGAUGACAAGGAUAAAUGUCAACCAAGUACAAUUGAUCAAAAAAAAAAUAAAAAGUAA